Molecule: messenger RNA, 1079 nt
Organism: Gopherus flavomarginatus (Mexican gopher tortoise)
Lineage: Eukaryota; Metazoa; Chordata; Testudines; Testudinidae
Exons: 2
Coding region: 66-1079 (337 amino acids)
Source: RefSeq, a predicted model, not a curated record
ACGAAUUGCUACCUGAGAGAUCUCCUGAUUAUUGAGACUGUACCGAACCCUCCUUGCCUCUUCUGAUGUUGCUGCUGCUUCUGCCUUUGCUGCUGCCUUGGGGACUGGAAUCAGUCGCCAUGAUUGCCACCCCGCCUCGAGAAAACCCUCUGGUUGCCUGGUUGAGAGCCUACGCCCUACAGGAGGUCCUCAUCGGGAACCUGUCAGAUGUCCCCCCAUCACACGAUUGCGUUGCCUGUACAAGACCAAAGGCCUCAGAGGGAGGGUCCCCCUUCCUCUGGGAGUUCCUCCCCCUCACGAACCUGACUCCACAGCAUCCAGCUUCAGCCUGCAACAACACAAACUGGGUUCAUCGGCCUCUGUUCACGUGCAACACCACCAGCGACGACCGAAGACCCAACUCAUUCGCCCCUGUUGCGGUGACAGGACCACUCCCAGCAGCCCCCUGCAUCGUGUUCUUUGGCUUCUCCAAUCCCACUCCGUUGGGGCAGUAUCCCAAUUGCACCCAAUGGUUCAUAGGACCUCGGCCUAACUCAAACCCCAAGAAAGGAAGCUCAAGAUACCGCACUGAGUUCACCAGGUUUAUUAAUCAUCUUUCAACAAGUACAGUGUUUAACCCCACCCAAUACUUAUCCACAGCUCAGACCCAUGUAGAACUGAGACAGGUCAGAGCCGCCCACCUACUAUGGAUGGAGGUCGAUAUACCACCUGGCCAGAAAUCCCCCCAGCGAAGCUCCAUCCAUGACCAGUUUUUACCCUCUUCCCCAGGACAAGUGUGGCUCUGUGGGAACAACAUUGCCCGGACUGCUCUACCCGCAUUCCCAAAGGGGGUAUGUGCCAUCGGGCAACUCGUCAUAAAGGGAGGAGGGCUCUUUCACCACCGUCGCCCCUUCUUCUCCUCACCACGCAAACGACGAACAGCCACCGCAUGGGAGCGACUCAAGUCAGCCACCGAGAUGGUCAUAGGAGGGUACAUACAGUUUAACCCCCUCUCAUACAGUUUAACUUUACAGCAAAUCCGUGGACUGUCGCUUGGUCUGGAGGCCCUCACCAACAUCACAGCAGAAGGACUUCGUUGA